GCUCCUCUCAUUCGACUAUGUCCGCAAACGACACUUUUCCGGUAACAAAGAUGGCGACCGUGGAGGAGAUCCGCCGUGCUCAGCGGGCCGAGGGUCCAGCCACCGUGUUGUCAAUCGGCACCGCCGUGCCGCCGAAUUGUGUCGAGCAGAGCACGUUUCCUGAUUCCUACUUCCGUGUCACAAACAGUGAACAUAUGGCCGAUGUUAAACGGACAUUUAAGCGCAUGUGCGAGAGCUCUACGAUAAAGAAACGCUACACGCACCUGACAGAGGAGCUUGUGAAGGAAAAUCCGAACAUGGCCGCCUAUAUGUCGCCGUCGCUGAACGUGCGGCAAGACAUGGUGGCGAUACAGGUGCCGAAGCUGGGCGCAGAGGCGGCGGAGGAAGCCAUCAAGGAGUGGGGGCAGCCCAAAUCCAUGAUCACCCACCUCAUCUUCUGCACCAACGGCAGCAUCCACAUGCCCGGCGCCGACUACCACCUCACCAAGCUCCUCAGCCUCCGCCCCACCGUCAAGCGCUCCAUGAUGUACCUGCAGGGGUGUUAUGGGGGCGCUGCCGCCCUCCGCGCGGCCAAGGACCUGGCCGAGAACAACGCCUCUGCUAGGGUUCUCGUCGUCAGCUCCGAGACCACCACCAUCGGCUUCCGCGGCCCGAGUGGGGCCCACCCCGAGAACCUCAUCGGGCAGGCCCUGUUCGGGGAUGCUGCUGCCGCCUUGAUCGUGGGCUCUGACCCGGUGGCCGGGGUGGAGCUGUCGCUCUUCCAGAUCGUCUCAGCGGCACAGGCGAUCAUCCCCAACAGCGAUGGCGCGAUCGUCGGGGAGGUGCGUGAGGCCGGGCUGGUCAUCCAUCUCCGGCCCGAUGUGCCGGCCUUGAUCUCGGGAAAUAUCGGGGCGAGUUUGGAGGAGGCUUUCGGGCCGUUGGGGAUCCGGGAUUGGGAUUCAAUAUUCUGGAUCGCACAUCCCGGAGGGCCCAAGAUACUCGAUCGGAUAGAGACGGGCUUGGGCCUGAAGCCCGAGAAGCUCCGGCUGUCGCGGCGCGUGUUGAGCGAGUACGGGAAUGUGUCCAGCGCGACUGUGCUGCUGAUUUUGGAUGAGAUGAGGAGGGCCUCCGCUGAGGAGGGGCUCAGCACCACCGGCGAGGGGCUUGAUUGGGGGGUGCUCUUUGGGUUCGGGCCGGGCCUCACCGUAGAGACGGUGGUGCUACGUAGUAUGCCGAUUAAUUAAGUUGUUACCGCUGGUUAUUCUUAUUGCAUGUUUUGAUAAAUGAAGAUAUGCCAUGAUCGUUGUGGUAAGUAUAUUUUUUUUAUUUCUUUACUUUGUACGUUUAAAAUAAAAUAAA
Messenger RNA from Salvia miltiorrhiza (redroot sage), 1338 nucleotides. Its product is annotated as chalcone synthase-like. The transcript is spliced from 3 exons. The record is from RefSeq and is a predicted model, not a curated record. Gene Ontology annotation, biological process: polyketide biosynthetic process. Lineage: Eukaryota; Viridiplantae; Streptophyta; Magnoliopsida; Lamiales; Lamiaceae. Bases 18 to 1223 code for a protein of 401 amino acids. Gene Ontology annotation, molecular function: acyltransferase activity, transferring groups other than amino-acyl groups.